AUGGAGGUCCAAAAAAUAAUGACUGGAGUGCUCCUGUUGCUGUUGCUCUCAUGGGCUGUGACAGUGGCGGCCGACGUCGAUUGCACGACCGUGACAGGGUUCCUCACGGCUUGCUCUACAUUCAUCACCUAUGGCACACCAGACCCACUUCCAGGCUCACCAUGUUGUGAUUCCAUGAUGAGCCUCAAUGUGAUUGCUGAAUCUGGCAAUGAUAGGAGGUCUAUCUGUCAAUGCUUAAUGGGCCUCAUUACUACGUAUAAUCCUAAUGCUACAGCAAUUGCUACUCUGCCUGGCUUCUGCGGAUUAAGCCUUGGCUUCAUUCUGGAUCCUAAUACAGAUUGCUCCUCGUAA
This is a messenger RNA of Populus nigra (black poplar), 351 nucleotides long. Its product is annotated as putative non-specific lipid-transfer protein 14. The record is from RefSeq and is a predicted model, not a curated record. Gene Ontology annotation, biological process: lipid transport. The transcript has a single exon. Gene Ontology annotation, molecular function: lipid binding. Lineage: Eukaryota; Viridiplantae; Streptophyta; Magnoliopsida; Malpighiales; Salicaceae. The coding region runs from base 1 to 351 and encodes 116 amino acids. Gene Ontology annotation, cellular component: membrane.